Molecule: messenger RNA, 1149 nt
Organism: Amoebophrya sp. A25
Lineage: Eukaryota; Dinophyceae; Syndiniales; Amoebophryaceae
Source: the annotation of a GenBank genome assembly
AUGGGCGCAGCCUCACAAGGAAGAAACUGAAGAAAAAGGUGGUGCUAAAAGGAAAAGUGGAGGAAGGCCUAGUAGAAGUAGAAGCACUGCUAUCUCCGCUACUCCGUCAUCUAGUAAUAAGACAACUACAUCACCUACAUCAGUAACAACAAGUCCCUACGACGCCGUGAUCCAGCGUGUGACCCAUAAGGUGCUAGAGGAAGCACCGACAAGACACCGUGGUCAUGCGUGGAACCACUUUUUCGCUGCAUCGUUCAUCUUCCUGGCCAGGAACUCUAUUGGGCAGUACCUUCAAAUCGCGCUAGAUAUGCGAAAGAUGAAGGCGUGGUACGAUAAAGAGAAUGAUAGACCAGCACGGGUGGCGGAUAUUCUGGGUAUACCACUGUUGAAGCUGGACAACAACCGCAGGAUGCUAGUAUUAAGGCUACCGCAGGAUGCUAGUAUUAAGGCUACCGUGACCACACGGCCGAGAGAAAAACACGGCCAUGACUACACAGGGCGGUGGCAUAUAGUCCUAACGAAAGAAAAGAGAGAUGCCCGCAAGAGGGUAGCCGACGUCGCCGACUGAGUGAAUGAAUGAAUGAAGCACGUCCUUAAGAACUACAGAAGCAUCCUUGGAUCUUCUUUUUCUACUUGAAAAACAGCUGAGGGUGAGGCUCCAGCACAACCGAACUACUACAACAUCUACACGAAAUUCUCGCAUGCUGAAGCAUUUCCUUGGAACUAGAGAAGCAUCCUUGGAGGAUGUUCUUUUUCUACAUCCAAGAAAUACUGUCAGACCACGUCUCUACGGUCACCAUGAACGGCGAUAACGGGGACAAGAGCAUGCAUGCUCUCAGGGAAGAUGCGAACGCGGUAGCUCUAAUAGUAGUGGAGCGACUUACUCCAAACGGAUGGGCACAACAGCAGGGCUUUCAGGAACAAGUAGAUCGCAUCUUGAUCGUAAACGGCGAGGCGAUUGAGAAGAUGACGGAUGCAGAUAUUGAGGCAUACUUCUUAACGGAAAGGGAUUAUGCGGAGGAAGAGGAUGGCGAAGAGGAUACUACUAGACAUUCUGCUGGGGAACAAGUUAGCAAACUAGUGGCAUCUUCAUCUACGUCUGAUGGUGGUCCUCCUCCAAUCGGAGGAGGAGCAAGCAAGGCAUUCAAG